AUGACGGCUCUCGGGCUUCAGGUGGGAUUCAGCCUGGAGGAAGCGUCCCUGCGGAACUGUCUCUUUCCUAGACUUCUGGAUGAAACCACAGACAAGCCGAUGACAAAUAUCCGGUAUUUGGACCAGGAAAUAAUAAACCUCAAAAAAGACCUGAAACGAAGCCGUCAUCUUAUUAAAUCAGUAAAGAUAGGCCGUAGCUAUUUCACCAUGCUGAAAGAGGAGAUUGCAAUGAAAAAGCAACAACAACUCCUUGCAAAGCUAAAAGAAGAAGAACUGCAUCGAUUCCAGCCAGCCAGGAGGACCUCGGAUUUGCCGUAUGGACACCUUUUACUGGGCGCCUACUUUGAUGAGAAGACCAAGACAGUCAAAGGGAGCAUCCCGCGCCCGUUCACCCCCAUGUACAGCUGCCUGGUGUCUCCCUUCCUCCCGGAGUCACACGUGGAAGCCCUCUUCCGCCAGCUCUGUGCCCUCCACUGGCUUCUGGAGGCCCUGACCAUUGACCAUACCCACCACACCAUGAAACCAGUGAUCACCUGCUGGAAUCUAAGGGACCCCGGCGGCAGCAAGAGCACAGUGAAGAAGAUCAACAAGGACAAGUCCAUGGGCCAAAAGUGGGAGAACUUCAUCACGGCCCCCAAGACCAAGAAAUUCAAGCUUCCCGGAAUCCGCACCACCAGCCGCAAGCCCAGCCGGCGAGGGUCCAUGAUCAGUCUGUCUCGGACCAGCAUGGGGUCUUCCCCCCAGAGCAGCAUGGUCUCCGUGAACCCCCCCGGCUCAGACGACCACCCAAGCGUGAUCGUUCAAGCCAAGGACAUGGAGGACAAUGAAUCUUCUUCCACCAAAGCUGAAGAAGAAAACCUUCAUUACAAUCUGCAGAAGCUCCUGGAGCUGGUCCGGGAAGAUGCCCACCGGUGUGUCAUGAUAGAGGCCGAGUCUCUGAAGAAAGUGCCCAGCAUCACGGCGAUGCUUAGGCAAACCAAAAGUGAUUCUAUCAACAAAGAUAUGCAGACCAGCACAGUCAAGUCAAGUGACAGAUCCAUCAGUACAAGUGCAGACAGCCACUCCCUGCUAAGCCAGAGGAAGGGUAAAAGCCGCAUACACGACAUCACCCAGUCCAAGAGCGGGGUGUGCAACAUGUUGAGAGCCAAGUUCUUCAGUGUGGCCCAGGAGGCCGGCUUCUGUCUGCAGGACAAGAUGGAAGUCUUCAUGAAACGCCAGGAGGAGCGAGGCAUCCAGAAGUUCCAGUCCUUCGUUGUUGUAUCCAAUUUUCAAAAGGACUUGGGAAAAAUGAGACGCCGAGCCCCCAUGCUAAAAGGAGAUGCACAAGAGAUUGCAGAUCACUGGUAUUUUGAUUUACUAACCAAACUCCCCGAGGAUCUGAAGAAUUUCCUCCCUGCCAAAAAAAUCCUGGUGAAACUGCAGAAGUUUGGGGAAAACCUGGACCUGCGAAUCCGCCCCCACGUUCUGUUGAAGGUGCUGCAGGACCUGAGGGUCUGGGAACUCUGUUCCCCCGACAUCGCGGUGGCCAUCGAGUUUGUACGAGAGCACAUUAUCCACAUGCCUCAAGAGGAUUACAUCAGCUGGCUGCAGAACAAAAUCAACAUGCCCAUCCGGAUCUACGAUCCCCGUGCAGAGAAGAGCUAA
Sorex fumeus (smoky shrew) is the source of this 1644-nucleotide messenger RNA. RefSeq names its product coiled-coil domain containing 60 (gene CCDC60). The record is from RefSeq and is a predicted model, not a curated record. The coding region runs from base 1 to 1644 and encodes 547 amino acids. Lineage: Eukaryota; Metazoa; Chordata; Mammalia; Eulipotyphla; Soricidae. The transcript is spliced from 14 exons.